AUUUGUGUUCAGGCUUCAGUGGGGCAGCUAAACAGGACCUUGGUGUUCUGUGUGAAUAUAAUUCACUUCAUUUGCUUCUUUCUGUGGGCGCUGGUCUGCCUUGGCACGUCUCAUCUCCAUCUCCACUGUGCGUAAAACCACUACAAAUAUGUCGAAGAUUCAGACUCUGAGUGAGGAGGAGAGAGCGCACCUCCUGCCUCUGCUCCGGAGCGCACAGUGGGUGGAGACGGUGGGCCGUGACGCCAUCUACAAAGAGUUCAUUUUUAAAGACUUCAACCAGGCAUUUGGAUUCAUGUCGAGAGUGGCUCUACAGGCGGAAAAGAUUGACCAUCAUCCAGAGUGGUUCAACGUUUAUAACAAGGUCCAGAUCACCCUGAGCACUCAUGACUGUGGAGGCCUGUCCCAGCGAGAUAUAACUUUAGCAACAUUCAUCGACCAAGCUUCAUUGAUGUGAGCCUUUAAACUAUCGGUAAAUUGUAAUGAACUACAAAAACCCCAAAGAAGAGCGAUCCUUCCUUCGCUCCUUGAGUAUAGUUGCUGUUUGACUGGUGGACAUUGUGUGAAAUUGUUACAGAAAUCAUUCCAUGUUUUGUAUUUUUACAGUGUUGUCUUAAAUGUGCCAAAUGUGCCUAUGAAGUCCCAAAUAUUGUAUUGUUACGAUUUUACUUACUGUAACUAAACCUUACCACAGUGUUUUAAGUAAGUAAAAUUAAAUUGUGAAACGUU
Molecule: messenger RNA, 726 nt
Organism: Boleophthalmus pectinirostris (great blue-spotted mudskipper)
Lineage: Eukaryota; Metazoa; Chordata; Actinopteri; Gobiiformes; Gobiidae
Gene: pcbd1
Product: pterin-4 alpha-carbinolamine dehydratase/dimerization cofactor of hepatocyte nuclear factor 1 alpha
Exons: 4
Coding region: 149-454 (101 amino acids)
Biological process (GO): tetrahydrobiopterin biosynthetic process
Molecular function (GO): 4-alpha-hydroxytetrahydrobiopterin dehydratase activity
Source: RefSeq, a predicted model, not a curated record